AUGGCCAAGUUCUUGUGCCUCUCUCCAGAGAUUGUCUAUGCAAAUAUAAGCAUGAUAUGUCCCAUCAAUCCUUGCGAAAAUAAUACCUGCGAAGAUGGUUCUUCAUGUGUUGCACUGAAUAGCACAUCUUUCUGCCUGUGUUCAGAAGGAUAUUACUAUAAACAGUCCACAUGUUUGAAAGGAAAGGUAUUCCCUGGAUAUGUUGUCUUACAACUUAAUAAAACAACUGACUUGGAAAGUAAAACUUCCCAGGCUUAUGAAGAUUUACAUGAAAUAAUAACUAAAUUUUUUGGGGAUGUAUUCAAUCAAUCUGAUUUUGGACAGACUGUAAUUCUUAAAGUAAGCGUAUUUCCUUCUCGGUUGGGAAGAUCAGAUAUACGUGCUGACCUGCAAGGAAAUGUAUCAGUAGUAAACAUUUUUGCACAAAAUACAAGUAAAACUGAAGAGUCUGUGAAAAAGACUAUUACGGAUGCAAUUGAUAAAGGUGGUGCAACGAUUAAAGGUUUUACCAGUCAAAAUCGCUGUGACUACUAUGGUUGUAACAGAACAGGAGGUGAAUGUGCCGACGGCCUCCUUUGUGAUUGCAAAAUUGGGCUGGAGAGACCUAACCCUCAGGUCUCUUUUUGUCUUCCUGUGAGUCAGAAGUGCCCUGAGAACUGCAACGCGAAGAACAAUAUGCAGUGUUUGAUGGACAAGGACGGCCAAGCCCUGGACUGCGUGUGCCUGUCUGGCUUCAGGAAGAAUAACGAGACCUGUGAAAAGUGUCCUUUUGGCUACAGUGGAGUUGACUGUAAAGACUCAUUCGAGCUGAUCCUCACCAUCGUGGGCACCAUCACCGGCAUCAUCAUCAUCAGCCUGCUGAUUGCCCUGAUCUUCUCAGCCAGAUCAAAGAACAAAAAGAAGAAUAUUGAAGAACAGAACUUGAUUGAGAACGACUUUCAGGAUAUCAGACUGGAGCAGACAGGCUUCAGCAAUCUAGGAACAGGAACCAUCUUCCCCAAAAUCAGGAUUGCAGCCUCCAAAGACAGUGAGCCCCAGAAUCCUUAUACAAAGAAUCCCUAUGCAAGCCAAAGCCAUAUGCCUCGCCCUGACUAUUAGAAUAAUAAACUUUGGAAUCCUCUAUGGCCCUCAACCUAAUGUUCAAACUAUUACUUGGAGAGUUUCAAAGGCUGAUGGAAAAAUGAGCAUCAGCGAAGAUCUGGCUCCAGUGCUCCUCGCCUGAUAUCCACCAGCCUCACUUGAAUGGAAGCUGAGAAUGUUUGCAAUGAAUACUGCUUGCCUGAUUGCUGAAUAAAUAUA
Tupaia belangeri chinensis (Chinese tree shrew) is the source of this 1299-nucleotide messenger RNA. RefSeq names its product mucin 13, cell surface associated (gene MUC13). Bases 1 to 1098 code for a protein of 365 amino acids. The record is from RefSeq and is a predicted model, not a curated record. The transcript has 11 exons. Lineage: Eukaryota; Metazoa; Chordata; Mammalia; Scandentia; Tupaiidae.